AUGCGUGGAGCCGACUGCGGCGUCGACGCCUGCUCGGCGCAGCCUCCGUCAUCCAUCAUAGGAACAUUCUUUUCGCUUUCGCCUUUCAUCGGGACGUUUGCCGUCGUCGCCAUAAUCACCUCCCGUCAUGUCCACCCUAUCUUGUCGCGGAUGCACGAUGGCGCCCGUGAUGACGGGGAGGAUCAUGUCCUCCCGGCGACGGCACCGGCGGCGUUGAGGGCGUGCCAUGUCGAGCACGGCAACCGCAGCAUUCGCCAGAAACUGUCAGGGGCUGCCUUUGCGGCCACCAUUGGGCUUUCGACCGUCCUGGGAGAGCUGAUAUUGGCUGAGAUCUCGGACCUAAUCAAUGCAAGGGCGAGGACGACGGCGCUGCGGUAUACAGUGCCCACUCUGCUCUUUCUGCUCAUCGGCCUGACACCGUUUCUGAUUAUUCAGUCAGUCAUUGUCGGGGCCGGUUGGUCGUUUCAACGGACGGCCAAGGGGCGCCUCCCACGCAUGGCGUGGACGCUGCAGCUGUCUGCGUUUGCCAUUUGGCUACUUGUAUUCUGGCAGCUGGGGCGGUUGGUCCCCGGACCGGAUGAUAACUACGCCUAUGCCCGAGAUGCGGCAGCUAGCUUUGACAGUACGGGCAUCUCGAUGGCCAUGCGGGACUCUCCUACCACCUUCCCCGACUUGUCCGCCGGCGGUAGGGUGCUGUCGAGAGCUUGUCUCGAGAGGAUAGGCGUGAUUGGGAUAUCGCUAAUGGCGCUUUUGUCUGGCUUUGCCAGUGUGUCCUCUCCCUUCCAUAUACUCUCCGACAAUAGGCAACACCGAAAACGACCAGUCACCGAUGCGCAGAUUGCUAGGAAGCAGUCCGGGCUCGAGGCAACCCAGGAACUGCUGGUGCACAAGAAACACCGCCUACGAGCACUGCAGCACAAGUCGGCCGCCACUACAUCGGUGGCUGAGCACAAUUCGCCCACCUCGCCGGCACAGCUCGUCGGCAAGCUGGUCGGGUCGAUCAAGAGUUUCGGGGGCGGUGGCGAGGCCGGUGAGAUCAAGGCACUGCAGAUGGAGAUAACCGGGUUGGAACAGAUGGAGGCCAGCAUGUCGUCGAGUCUGGCGGCCAUGCGAACGAGGCAAGCAAAUCACGCACGUGACGGGACCGCCCUGGGCGCCCUCAUGGCGCUGCCAUCAUAUGCCUUCGGUCUCUACUGUGUCUACAGGAUCCUCGCAACGACCAUGACGACCCUCCGGCGGGCAUACUCCCCCGGCGCAUCAUUCUCAUCUUCGGAUCCCAUAAACCGCUUCCUCGGACUGCUUGCCAGGCACUGGGACCCUAAGCUGGACCAGCUCGCAUGGGCGAGGCAGAUCUCGUUUCUGCUGUCAGGGGUCAUCCUAGCCCUGUCGGCAAAUUCCGUCCUGCAGACCUUUCACCUGUUCUCCAAGUGGGCGCCGGGGCUCCUGCACCACACAAAGGCGAACCUGCCGCUGCUGGUCGCGCAGGUCACGGCGACCUACGUCAUUAGCGCGGCGCUUCUGCUGAGGAGCAAUCUGCCCAAGGAGGCGUCAAGUGCAGUAGGGGACGUGCUCGAGAGUGCGCUCGAGCCUGGAUUUGUCGAUCGCUGGUUCGAGGGAUGGUUCUUACUCGCCAGCAUAGCGACUGCGUUGGGUAUCUGGAUCGGCAGGAAGAUCGCAGGGUCCACGACAGACUGGGAUGACUGGGAGGAACUAUCUGCGGAAGAGCUGGGUCAAAAACGAUCAUGA
Pyricularia oryzae 70-15 is the source of this 1746-nucleotide messenger RNA. Its product is annotated as G protein-coupled receptor. Gene Ontology annotation, cellular component: membrane. Lineage: Eukaryota; Fungi; Ascomycota; Sordariomycetes; Magnaporthales; Pyriculariaceae. The transcript is spliced from 2 exons. Bases 1 to 1746 code for a protein of 581 amino acids. The record is from RefSeq and is a predicted model, not a curated record.